Molecule: messenger RNA, 324 nt
Organism: Octopus sinensis (East Asian common octopus)
Lineage: Eukaryota; Metazoa; Mollusca; Cephalopoda; Octopoda; Octopodidae
Exons: 2
Coding region: 1-324 (107 amino acids)
Source: RefSeq, a predicted model, not a curated record
AUGGCUGACAAUUCCGAAGAAUAUAAUUUCCGGUUCGAUCAUAAAAUGGAAUGUCAAGUGGACAAAACUGAGCAUUUUCGACACCAUUUGCUUUUUGCCUUUAAUCGAGGUGUUAAGGUCGCAGAAGCUACUCUUGAAAUUUGUGCUGUGUUUGGAGAGAAGGGGCAAUGCCUCAGGGUACUGCCCGCUUUUGGUUUUCAUGCUUCAAAAAUGGGAAUUUUGACCCCCAAGAACGGAUCAAACAGCGGUCGACCAACUGAAUUUGAUGAAGAGCGAUUGAAUCAACUUCUUCAUGAAAAUCCACAUCAAUCGACCAGAGAAUAG